GUAGACACGACAUCUGCCUUUAUCACUGAGAGAUCUGUUGUGUUUGGAGAGGAUUACAAUGUUACGAUUCCUUGUUCUCUUCACUUUGCUCUCUUUGGUUUUGUCACAGAGAAUUAACCAGAGCUACUCAACUGUCAGGGACCGACGGUUCCUGCAGGUACCUUCCAUCUUAUCUCAAUCUGCCGUUACAAGAAACGAUUUCCGUUUUGACAAGGUCGGAGAAUGCCCUAGAAGUGCUCUAAAAAGACCGUGUUUCAAUGAAUUGUGGUUUACGUUUUGUUUCAGUGACUAUGACUGCCUUGGACAUCAGAAGUGUUGUAUGUAUGGCUGCGGACGUGAAAGACGAUGUAUGGAGGCCAUUAACGUACCACACGGUUGUAAAUAUAAUGGAAUAAAAUACGAAGAGACAUCUGUUUUUCCCUCAAAGGACGGUUGUAAUGAAUGUGUGUGUGAUCGGGGGCAAGUCCAGUGUACCCAGAGGAAAUGUUUGUCGUGUCUAUACAAUGGUAUCUGGUAUACACCCCAGUAUAACUUUAGAGCUGCUGAUGACUGUAACAUUUGUAGAUGUCUACCUACAGGAAAAGUUGAAUGUACGCAGGAAACCUGCAAAAGAAAGGACUGUGCAUACAAUGGACAGCGCUAUAUCGUGGGACAAACAUUUCCCAAGGGGGACAACUGUAAUACGUGCUUUUGUCACAACAAAGGAAUAAGGUGCUCCGAGAUAUCCUGCGAUCGAAAACGUUGUGACCUUCCUCUAGAACGAGGCUCAUGCCGUGCCAGGCUGCCGAGGUGGUAUUAUAAUGUUAAGCUGGGCAAAUGUGAAAUGUUUGAAUACUCUGGAUGUGAGGGAAACAACAAUAAUUUCUUGACUCUGAAGGAUUGUGUGGAACAGUGUGAAUUUUAAAGUCAUUUCUGGCAGAUUAAUGGAUUUUAUUUACAAUAAAGACUGUAAAGACUACUCCUUCUUUUAAUUCAAAAGAUGUAAAAAAAAAAAAAGGAAACGGAAGUCAUAAAACUUCAUCUACUGUUAUCUGACAAAAUAAACGGUUUGUUUAAAAGUC
This is a messenger RNA of Saccostrea cuccullata (small rock oyster), 1061 nucleotides long. Its product is annotated as WAP four-disulfide core domain protein 8-like. The record is from RefSeq and is a predicted model, not a curated record. The transcript is spliced from 10 exons. Gene Ontology annotation, cellular component: extracellular region. Gene Ontology annotation, molecular function: serine-type endopeptidase inhibitor activity; protein binding. NCBI's taxonomy places the organism in Eukaryota, Metazoa, Mollusca, Bivalvia, Ostreida, Ostreidae. Bases 59 to 904 code for a protein of 281 amino acids.